This is a messenger RNA of Gongylonema pulchrum, 252 nucleotides long. The record is from the annotation of a GenBank genome assembly. Lineage: Eukaryota; Metazoa; Nematoda; Chromadorea; Rhabditida; Gongylonematidae.
AUGCACAGUCCUAUCAAACGUCCCUAUUUUGUUUGCAGACGGAAAUACUCGGAAACUGACUGGCAGUACAUUGGCAGCACUCCAAAGCGGUCGUACAUGUGGACGGUACUCGGCAAACGUAUACGGAUUGUGAUGCCACGAAUGCCACGCAGCAGAAAAGAAGCGAGGAAACGCUUGGCUGCUCUCAAAAAAGCAAUUCGCCGCAAUCCGCUGGGACGAUGUCUAAUCGCAAUUUAUGCCAACUUAGCGUAG